AUGCCUUCUUCAACGUCAUACCGUUCCGCGGAUCCGCCAGGCUCCCCAGCGAAUGACUCCGAUUCAGACCUAGAUCUCGACAUCCAGGAGCUCGAUCCUGCCACGACCACAACCUACCGCAGCUCUGGAAUCAUCCGCAACGACCGCCAGGCCGCCGAGCAUCGAUCGCCACGUAUUGCACUGCGAAAUUUACGCAUGGGGGGCUCACGUCGAGCUGGGCAGAAGGCCAAGGGAUAUGGAGAGCUAGGCCAGAACCGCGACGGCGAUAGCGAAGAUGUCCAAGCCCUUCUUGGGGAGCCGGAAGGCUCUUCGUCACAGUACAGAGACGGGAGCGCUGGGUCCGACGAUGAUAACUCGCCUUUGCUUCCCGGUGGGCCGCCUGCAAGGCGUCGUUCGUUUGCCGGAGACAAAUUCGAACGUCUUACCUCUAGUCUACGGUUGCCCAGCUUCAUGUCGAACUCGGGAGGACAGGAAGCGAACAAUGACGAUGCGCAAGACCAAGAUGAAGAUGAUCCGUCAACCUCACGCCUCGUCGCAGUAGGGUCUUCGCAAUCGACGAGGUUCCCGCCGAACCUGAUAUCUAACGCCAAGUAUACGGCGCUGACGUUCCUGCCCAUCACUCUGUACAACGAGUUCUCCUUCUUUUUCAACAUGUACUUUCUACUAGUGGCACUGUCACAAGCAAUUCCGGCUUUGCGAAUUGGUUACCUUACGACCUAUAUUGCGCCUUUGGCAUUUGUGUUGUUCAUCACCAUGGGCAAGGAAGCAUACGAUGACAUUGCAAGACGCCGGAGAGACAAUGAAGCCAACGCAGAGGAAUACACCAUUCUUACUUUUGACGAGCCCGGACGUGGCCUGGGUUCUGCACAACGAUCCCACAAGAGGCUAAAAUCGGAUUCAAUGAGGAGAGGCAAGAAAGCACUCAACAUUCGGGAUAGACUUUCGGAUAUUCAGGAAGAAGAGGAGCGAACGGAAGCAGAUGGUGGCUUGCCCCCACCGUCUUCCUCUGUGCGCGAAGUCAGCCGGAAGUCGCGCGAUCUCAAGGUCGGUGACGUCCUCAAGUUAAGCAAAGGUCAACGAGUCCCGGCCGAUGUCGUCAUUCUGAAGUGCAUAACUUCGGAGACCACCUCUGCAGCUCCUGUCAUAGAGACGAUCGCAGAGGAAUCCCUACUGGUUGAUACAGAAGAUGAUGCGCCCAAGAAUGCGUCGGAGGUGAAGGGCAAAGAGACCGAAAAGGACGACGGUGGCGGCGGAGGGGCAGCUGGCGAAACAUUCAUCAGAACUGAUCAACUUGACGGUGAGACAGACUGGAAGUUGCGGUUGGCAUCACCGCUGUCGCAAACCCUGCCUACCGAAGAAUUCGUUCGUCUCCGUGUUACAGGAGGAAAACCGGACAAGAAGGUCAACGAGUUUCUAGGCACUGUCGAGCUUCUACCUACCCGGAGGGAUACUCAAGGUCAACAAGGAACGCUCGAUGGGGAAGAAGAAGUGUCUGCCCCUCUCUCAAUUGACAACACUGCAUGGGCAAACACAGUUAUCGCCUCCAGUGCUACAACGCUUGCCGUCAUUAUGUACACCGGUCCUCAAACUAGGUCUGCGUUGUCUACUGCGCCUUCGCGAUCCAAAACCGGUCUUUUGGAGUAUGAGAUCAACUCACUCACAAAGAUCCUAUGUGCCUUGACACUGGCGCUUUCCAUCAUCUUGGUGGCUUUGGAAGGCUUUUCGAACACUGAAGGCAACGUCUGGUACAUUAAGAUUAUGCGAUUCCUGGUUCUUUUCUCGACCAUUGUACCCAUCAGUCUGCGUGUGAACCUCGACAUGGGCAAGAGCGCCUACUCUUGGUUCAUCCAGCGAGAUCCUGGCAUUCCUGGAGCUGUGGUUCGGACAAGCACGAUCCCCGAAGAUCUGGGCAGAAUUGAGUAUUUGCUCAGCGACAAGACGGGCACGUUGACCCAAAACGAGAUGGAAAUGAGAAAAAUUCACGUCGGUACGGUUUCAUAUGCCAAUGAGGCUAUGGAUGAAGUCAACUCGUAUGUCAGACAAGCUUUUCACAUCCAGCCCACCACCGAUCCUUCUUCACAGACGGCUUUGAUCACACCCUCGUCGACGGUGUCCAACUCGGCAAAUGUGGGCGCUACCCGUACAAGGAGAGAGAUUGGCUCUCGCGUUCGCGACGUCGUUCUAGCAUUGGCUCUCUGCCACAAUGUAACUCCUACUACAGAGGAAGAAGAUGGCAAGACGAUUGUCUCGUACCAGGCUUCGUCUCCCGACGAGAUUGCCAUCGUCCGCUGGACCGAGUCUGUUGGUCUGCGGCUGGCUUAUCGUGAUCGCAAGAGCAUGGUUCUCGAGUCAACAGAUACUGGCCGUGAAGUUGUGCGAGUGCGCAUCCUGGAUGUCUUCCCCUUCACCUCUGAAGGAAAACGCAUGGGCAUUAUUGUUCAGUUUUACGAGCAAACCCAGUCUACCGUGCCCAACCUUGCCAACAGCGAAAUCUGGUUCUAUCAGAAGGGUGCCGAUACGGUCAUGAGUUCCAUCGUGGCCGAAAACGACUGGCUCGAUGAGGAAACCGCCAACAUGGCUCGAGAAGGCCUCCGUACGCUCGUGGUUGGACGUAAGCGCCUUUCUUAUGAGCAGUACCAGGAGUUCUCGUCAAGUUACCAAGCAGCCUCGUUGGCCAUCUCUGGGCGUGACGCUGGCAUGCAACGAGUCGUAUCUCACCAUCUAGAGCGCGACUUAGAACUUCUCGGCGUGACAGGUGUCGAAGACAAGCUGCAAAAGGAUGUCAAGCCGUCCCUAGAACUGCUGAGAAACGCCGGCAUCAAGAUUUGGAUGUUGACGGGCGACAAGGUUGAAACAGCCCGCUGUGUUGCCGUCAGCUCCAAAUUGGUUGCCCGAGGGCAGUAUAUCUACACGGUCGCUAAGCUCAAGAAGAAGGAUAAUGCCCAAGAUCAUCUCGACUUCCUCCGCGGAAAGACUGAUUCGUGCCUGCUCAUUGACGGCGAGAGUCUGGCUCUAUUCCUCACCCAUUUCAGAAUUGACUUUGUGUCUGUCGCUGUCCAGCUGCCUACUGUUGUCGCCUGCCGAUGCUCGCCAACGCAAAAGGCAGAGAUUGCGAAGCUGAUCAAGGAAUACACAAAGAAGAGGGUCUGCUGUAUUGGCGAUGGUGGCAACGAUGUUUCCAUGAUUCAAGCAGCGGACGUCGGUGUUGGUAUUGUUGGCAAGGAGGGCCGACAGGCUAGUUUAGCCGCGGAUUUCUCGAUUGAGCAUUUCUUCCAUUUGACCAAGUUACUGGUUUGGCACGGGCGUAACAGCUACAAGCGGAGUGCUAAGCUUGCUCAGUUCGUCAUCCAUCGCGGAUUGAUCAUUGCCGUCUGUCAGACAAUGUACAGCAUCGCAAUCAAAUUUGAACCUGAAGGUCUUUACAAGGAUUGGCUUCUUGUGGGAUACGCCACAUUGUAUACUGCAUUCCCUGUUCUCUCCCUCGUCCUUGACAAGGACGUCGACGAGAAUCUCGCGAACCUCUACCCAGAGUUAUACAAGGAACUCACGUCAGGGCGGUCGCUGUCAUAUCGCACCUUCUUUGUCUGGGUUCUUGUUUCCAUCUACCAAGGUUGCACGAUCCAAGGCCUCUCGCAGCUCCUUACGGAAGUCGACGGCCCCAAGAUGGUGGCUGUGUCGUAUACCGUUCUGGUUCUCAAUGAGCUUCUAAUGGUUGCCAUCGAGAUCACCACAUGGCACCCUCUCAUGAUUCUUUCCAUCGUCGGCACGUUCCUCAUCUACGUUGGUUCCGUGCCGUUCCUCGGCGGGUACUUUGAUCUCAAAUUCAUCAUCACUUUGGGAUUCAUCUGGCGCGUCCUCGCCAUUGGGGCGAUAUCCCUCAUUCCCACAUAUGCAGUGAAGCUGAUCAGAAGGACGAUGAAGCCGCCCUCAUAUAGAAAAGUGCAGAGCACGUAG
Messenger RNA from Colletotrichum truncatum, 3954 nucleotides. RefSeq names its product phospholipid-translocating p-type. Gene Ontology annotation, biological process: phospholipid translocation; endocytosis; retrograde vesicle-mediated transport, Golgi to endoplasmic reticulum. Gene Ontology annotation, cellular component: plasma membrane; trans-Golgi network; endosome. Lineage: Eukaryota; Fungi; Ascomycota; Sordariomycetes; Glomerellales; Glomerellaceae. The record is from RefSeq and is a predicted model, not a curated record. Gene Ontology annotation, molecular function: ATP binding; ATP hydrolysis activity; magnesium ion binding.